AAAAGACGAACCAUCAAACUUUGCCUCAACUUCCAAUGAUGACGAGAUUCUAAAGGAUAUUUCUUGCAAUUUGCAUAAGCAAGAUGAAGAAUCUUCAUCUAUCAUCCUUAAACAGACUACAUUUCAGCAACUGAGAGAACAACCUUCUUCAUCAACCUCAAAUGAACAUCUAAUGGACGUAAAAUUAGGGUAUAAAGAAUCUUCUCAUUUAGGUGAGAGUGGGCAGCAGAAAGAAGACUUAAAAACUUUUGAUUUGUUGGACCCAGGAAGUUGGCCAAUCACAGAAAAAAUGAAGGAUCAGCAACGAUCUUUCUUAAGCAGUCAGGCUGUAUUAUUAGCAAAAAAGCAUCCAGAAAAUAUAGACCUUAGGUCCACUGAACAGGAUGGCAGACAUUUAACUUCUUCAUUGUGGUACAGAACAUUAGCAAAUAGUGAAAAGUUUAAAAGAUCUUGGCUUGUAUAUUCUAAACCUAAAAAUGCAAUUUUUUGUUCACCCUGUAAGAUUUACCAGAAACAUGCCACUGCCACUACAUCAGCAUUGUGUACUACAGGAUUCAUUAAUAGGAAAAAAAGCUUCAGAAAGGUUAACUGA
Molecule: messenger RNA, 592 nt
Organism: Stegodyphus dumicola
Lineage: Eukaryota; Metazoa; Arthropoda; Arachnida; Araneae; Eresidae
Product: zinc finger MYM-type protein 5-like
Source: RefSeq, a predicted model, not a curated record